AUGCACUGGCCCGGGUAUAGAUAUUGCGGACCAGGUACCGACAUCAAAGCCAGCGACAGGAAAGGAGGACCAGUCAACAAGCUCGACGCAAUCUGCAGAGAGCACGAUAUUAACUUGUCAGAACACUCCCAGCUCGACAGAGAAACCGCCGAUAAAAUCUUUGAAGAAAAGGCAUAUCAGCAGGGUGUACUCGGAAACCUAUUUGCCCUCGCCAUCAACUUCAACGCCAAAAUUGCGAAAAACCCAGUCAUCGCACCUUUCCUUCCCGGUCAGAAAACUAGAAGACGACCUCGAGGAGGACCAGGACCAGACAGACAGCAACGAACACCAAAUAAAAGAUUCCGCCCCAGUUACGACCUGCGAAGCCGCUACAAACACGGAAAAUACCCCGGACUUAACCCAGGACAGCAACAGAUUCCAAUCAUGGCAAAUAACCAAGGAGAACCAGAAAUGGAUACUGAUGGACCAGGAAACCAGACUGAUGCAGUUCAAGGAGCAACUGGAGCAGGAGCCACUGGUGGAACAGGAGGAGGAGGACAAGUCCCCACAAUGAAUCCAAGACCUAUACAAACAGCCAGAUGGGAUGGAACUCAAUUACCUCAAGGAAUUAAAAUUUCUUUCUUUCCCUCAGGUUAUUUGGGCAAGGAUCUUCGGCAGCACUUGAACACCAGGUUCCCCAAGAAUUCUCCGGACUGUGAAUUGCAAAAUACUGUUCGAGAUAACCUGUACCUGAGAACUGUGCCAUGUACAACUCGAGCCCCCAGAGAAGGGGAAGUGGAUGGGGUAGACUACACCUUUCUCAGCGUUGAAGAGUUUAUGCAACUGGAACGUUCCGGCAACCUUCUUGAAAGUGGAAUCUAUGAAGGAAACCAUUACGGAACUCCGAAACCACCAGAAGAAUGUCCGCUGUCGAACUCCCGUCCCAGUAAUUACAGCAACAACAACAGUAACAUCAUCCCCGGCAUUCAUCCUUCAUCCGAGGGCAAGAGACGAAGAAACAGGUCCAGUGUCGAAGCUAUGACUGCCAAGACGGAACAGAAUGAGUCUUCGGGAUUUAGUCAUCCUACAAAAGGCAGCACAGAAUCAACCCAACAUAAAAUUCCGGAUGAAACGAAGCCUCAUAAAAAUGGGACAUCUGAGGAUGAAGAAAACCUGGGCCCCUUGCCUGAGAACUGGGAGAAGGCUUAUACUGACGAUGGGGAGCCAUACUUUAUAGACCAUAAUACUGGGACUUCUCAAUGGCUGGAUCCUAGACCAAAGAAUAAGAAGCCCGUUUCAGAAUGUGAUGAAAAUGAGCUUCCUUAUGGUUGGGAGAAAAUUGAUGAUCCUCAUUAUGGAACUUAUUAUAUUGACCAUGUAAAUAAACGAACUCAGUAUGAAAACCCUGUUAUACAAGCACGUAAAGUUUCAACUGGAUUGCGUGGGCAAGGAUAUCAUCCACCCUAUGUCUUCACGAAUAACCCCAAUGAGUUGAGGGGUAGGCCCCUGAGGACGAAUCUGACGAAAGGACCCAGAGGAUUUGGGUUCACCAUCGUGGGAGGAGACGAUGGAGAAGUGGAAGAAUUCUUGCAGAUUAAAGCUGUCGUUCCUCAUGGACCUGCUUGGCAAGAUGGAAAGCUCAAAACAGGUGACGUUCUGGUUUCGAUCAAUGAUGUUUGUGUGCUUGGCUCCACUCACCAAGAAGUGGUCAGCCUGUUUCAAUCGAUCCCCGUAGGCGAGUCUGUCGUCCUGGAGGUCAACCAAGGGUAUCCGUUGCCUUUCGACCCCGACGAUCCGAACACAGAGAUCGUCACGACUAAUGCCGUCAGUGAGGACAUCUGCGGAAAUUGCUCACAGGUAAAAUUUUGCAUGAAUGACUCUGUGGACUCUGCCACCACCCGCUCCGCCAAAUCCAUGCCGGAUCUCAGCAGCAGGAACUCUUUCCUGACCCAACGCCAUGGAUCCGCGGAUCUCCUCAGCAGCGGCUACGAUCCGGCGCGACCGGAGAAGCCGGAUUUCCUGUCCGUGGAGAUAGUGAAGGGGAAGGCCGGAUUCGGAUUCACGAUAGCGGACAGCGUCUACGGGCAAAAGGUGAAAAAAAUUCUGGACCAUAGUCGAUGCCAGCACCUCCAAGAAGGGGAUAUACUGACAGAGAUCAACGGUAGAAAUAUUCGGGGACUGCCCCACACCGAAGUGGUACAAAUGCUCAAAGAAUGCCCCACUGACGAAGCUGCUCAUAUAUCGAUUCAGAGAGGCCUCCUGCCUAGGGUAACAAAGAUGAAGUCGUCCGAUGAUAUUGGUGUUCGAAGAAGUGCAAGCAAUAAUUCAUAUUCAUAUCAACAUAGAUCUAUGGAUGGCUAUCCGAUCGCGUCCACCAUGUAUCGCAGCAAGACCCCCACGGCCGACCUCUACAGCUCUCGAGAGAAGGAGAACAUCAGCGUGAACAGGCCCAAGACCCCCUUGGUGGACACCAGGCACUGGCCCAAGCCGGACAACGACGACCGAUUCCCCCCCUCUUCGAGAACCAACGGAUUCCUCCCCCAGCAGUCGAAAGACAUCCGGGCGAACCCUCACGGCAACAAUCAUCCGUGGAAGACGGAGCAUCCGCCGAACCUGCGGACUGCCUACAGCGCUUCGCUGGACAAAACCAGCGUCAAUCCCUCGUGGUACACCACCCUCGGGAAGCUGAGGGACACCUACUGGGCGGACGGCAGCCCCAAGUCCGCCACCGAUUAUCCGCCGGGCGAGUUUCGGUACGGCUACACUCAGGCGAAAGUUCCCCAAAGGACGCAGCACUACAGCGACUCUUACGACGACAACGUCUUUACCACGAAUCCCGCGUGGCAGGGCAAAGCGCCCGACAGCGUCUCCCACAGGGACUGGAACUACGAGCACGGCGACGCCCCGUACCGCAGGACUAAUUCCGUUCGUAGCGACGAGAGGUCGCUGGGUCAUUCCCCCGGAGGGUCUCACUACGACAGUCUCGGCAGGAGACACCGGAGCGGCGCGUCUUUCGAGCACGAGCUCCCGUCGCCGGCGUCCGAUCCGCGAGCGGAUUUCGUGGAAAUGACGGUGACCCUGCAUCGGCAGGAGAGCGGCUUCGGAUUCAGGAUCGUGGGCGGGACGGAAGAAGGAUCUCAGGUAUCGAUCGGCCACAUCGUCCCCGGGGGCUCUGCGGAUCUGGAGGGUACGCUGUGCAAGGGGGACGAGAUCGUCUCCGUGGACGAGCGCUGCGUCCUGGGGACUUCCCAUCGGCACGUGGUGCAGCUCAUGGGCCAGGCGGCACUCAAGGGGAAGGUGGUGCUCUACGUCAGGAGGAGGACGGAGAAGGCGCAUCCCGAAAUGAACUCUUCGUAUCACAUGCAUCCUGUGGAGAACAUUUAUCCUUACGAUGUGACCGUAACGAGGCAGGAAAAUGAAGGCUUUGGCUUCGUCAUCAUCUCCUCAGUCAGUAGAGCCGGCUCUACCAUUGGUCGCAUCAUCGAGGGAAGUCCCGCAGAAAGGUGUGGACGCUUGCGUGUGGGCGAUCGUAUUCUUGCCGUCAAUGGGGUGGACAUCCUGAACCUGCAUCACGGUGACAUCGUUAACCUCAUCAAGGAAUCGGGACAUCGGGUCACCUUGACUGUGGGACAGCCACAGGCCCAAGAAGACAACUCGAGCAAUCAGAGUGUGGCUGGUGAUGAUGAGCAGUACCACGCGGUGGAAUUGCAUCGUGGGACGAGGGGCUUCGGGUUCAGCAUCCGAGGGGGGAGGGAGUUCCAGAACAUGCCCCUCUUCGUGCUGAGGAUUGCCGAAAACGGUCCCGCCCACCAGGAUGGGAAACUCAUGGUCGGGGACCAAAUCAUCGAGAUCAACGGCAUCAACACGAAGAACAUGACCCACGCCGAUGCCAUAGAGCUCAUCCGCAGGGGUGGAAGCAGUGUCCGCCUCCUAGUCCGAAGGGGUGCCCCCUCUCACGCACCAGCUUCUUCCAGCAGUGUGCUUCCUACAAUGAACUGUUACCCCCCACCCAUGGGUGGUGUGUACCUCCAGUACCCCCAUCAAGAUUCCACCACCACCCAGAUACCGCCUCCAGAUUCAUGGGUUCCUUGUGACAACCUGUCCCAGGACUGCUAUUCAUGGGGGUACUGA
Uloborus diversus is the source of this 4110-nucleotide messenger RNA. RefSeq names its product membrane-associated guanylate kinase, WW and PDZ domain-containing protein 1-like. Gene Ontology annotation, molecular function: A2-type glycerophospholipase activity; protein binding; structural molecule activity. The transcript has 21 exons. Lineage: Eukaryota; Metazoa; Arthropoda; Arachnida; Araneae; Uloboridae. Gene Ontology annotation, biological process: arachidonate secretion; signal transduction; phospholipid metabolic process. The coding region runs from base 1 to 4110 and encodes 1369 amino acids. Gene Ontology annotation, cellular component: cytoplasm. The record is from RefSeq and is a predicted model, not a curated record.